Pollicipes pollicipes is the source of this 2868-nucleotide messenger RNA. RefSeq names its product constitutive coactivator of PPAR-gamma-like protein 1 homolog. NCBI's taxonomy places the organism in Eukaryota, Metazoa, Arthropoda, Thecostraca, Pollicipedomorpha, Pollicipedidae. Gene Ontology annotation, cellular component: nucleus. The transcript is spliced from 15 exons. Bases 406 to 2868 code for a protein of 820 amino acids. The record is from RefSeq and is a predicted model, not a curated record.
UCAAUCGAUGGCGGCGCCACGUCACUAACGUACACUUUUCGGAGCUGCGGCGGUCGUGGCGGAAUUCCGCAUGGGGUCUCCGCCGCGGUUAUUUUUGGGCUAAAUUAUGUUUCCUGCUACGAUCAUAUAAAACCUUCCUUUCACCAUGAUGGAAAUUUUCCUCAGAAUAUCAUUCUUUCCUUUAUUUCCUCACAGACAUGUAGUUUAAUCAGGUGGGAUUCAAAAUUCCAAUGGGGUGCAAUUUAUCUUAAUCCUGGCCCCAAGAAAUUGUUUUGCCACCCACCUGGUUCAGGCUGCUCAUCCUGGUCAAAUUCUGUGCACACCUUGACAUAUUUCCUAAAGCAUCCCAGAACUUGCACUGCCUGUCCUGGCCCUGGUGACCAACCCACGUGACACCUGCCGAAGAUGGGGAUCCAGGACCUGCAGCGGUUCAUCGAGGCGCACGUGCCGAACGCGUGCGUGCCGGUGGACCUGCUUAAGAUCGCGCGCGGGGUGACGCUGCACCGGCCGCGUACGCCCAGCAGCCGGCACCGGCCGCCGCCCUCGGUCGAGCUCUGCCUCGUGCUGGACGCCGAGGGCUGCCUGGACCGGUUGUAUGGCGGCUACUUCUCAGACUGGGUGUGCGGUGGCCAGUGGAACCGAAUGGUGCAGUUCCUCUCCAUCCUGGUGCAGACGGUGCAGGCCAACAACAUGGAGCUGGCCGUCUUCUUCUCCGGCGCACUCGAGCUGCCGCGCAUGCGCGAGUGGGUGGCGCGCCAGUACGCCCAGCGGCGCGACAUCAACCAGGCGCUGAAGCACGUGGCGCUCAAGUCGACACCGCCGCCCAAGGUGUGGUGGACGGCGCCGGCCUGCCUGCGCACCGCGCUGCGCAUGGCGCUGCGUCACCUCAAGGUGCAGGUGCUGUGCUCCAGCGACGACCACCGCCAGGAGGUGAUGGCCUUCUGCCGCGACAACAACUACCACGGCGUGAUGGCCGAGGACGCCGAGUACAUCAUGUGCAACCCGCCGCGCUUCUUCUCCGCCAAACAGAUGAAGUUGACUUACAAGGGCUCGCUGGAGACCAAGGAGUUCAUUCUGAACGAGGUGGCGCGCGGCCUGGACCUGCAGCCCAACCGGUUCUGCCUGCUGGCCGCCCUGCUGGGCAACUACCUGCUGACCGAGGACGAGCUGGCCGAGUUUCACGACCAGCUGGGCAGCCGCGCCGCCGGCGGGAAGCCGACGGCGGAGGAGCUGACGGGGUUGGUGGUGGAGUUCGUGCGCGGCCUUGCCUCGGUCGACGACCUGGACCAGGUGGGCGCGCUCGUCUUCAAGGCAGCCGCCGACCCGCGCGUCGACAGGCUCAAGCGGAGCGUGCGCUACUACAUGAACGGCUCGCGUGAUGACUGCAAGUACAAAGCCGGCUCAGUGUCCCGCCCUGUCGCCAAGGCCGCGUCGGCCUCCCCGGACGCCGACGCUGCGGCGGCGCGGCGCCUGUUCGAGCGGGCGUCGGAGCCGGCAGACGGCGCCACCGUCAACGGCGUCACCGUCCAGCUGGAGCGUCUCACCACCGACGAUGUCUCUGCGCCGGGCUCCUUCAACGGCCACAGCUCGCCGGUGAACGGGGACGUGUUGGGGCCGCCGGAGGGGCCGCACGUGAGCCUGACGCCGCCGCCGCUGCCGCCCGUCACGGCCGAGGUGCUGCGCACGGCGGCCGAGCGUCACCAGAAGGGUCUGAUGUCGCCCUGGGUGCACCAGGCCCUGACCCAGGGCGAGAUCCAGCUGCCAGUCAGUAUGGAGGACGAGCUGGGCCGGGAGCUGCCCAACGCGGCACUCUUCUACCGGCCGGUGCGUGAGCGCGUGUACGCCGUGCUCUUCAACCUCUACCACCACAGCUUCCUGCACAACAAGGACAAGGAGAAGCCUGCCGCCGAGCAGCACCAGGUGCCGCAGGUCCAGGUCCGCGAGUGGGCGUACAGCCGGCUCAACCCGUACACCCGGCCGGACCUGGUGACGGCGCGCCCGCUGGGCUGGGGCGUACCCACCGUGCAGCGGCUGUGGUUCGGGACGACGGAUGACGACAAGAAGCGUCGCCUGCGCGCCCUGCUCAGCUGCGUCAACGCCGACUCUCCCAACAUCCGCAAUCCGGUCUACGUGCCGCAGCACCUGCUCGUGCUGGCCUGCGUGCUCAGGUACAUGAUGUCGCAGAGUGGUCCGAACGGUCAGGCCUUCCUCUGCAAGCCGGAACUGGAUGCCUUCAUCGCUCAGGCCCUCAGUCCCAAGCUCACCGACUCGCAGUACCUGCAGGACCUUCAGCUGCCGUCGCUCUCCGCGCGAGCCGUGCAGCUGGCCAACCUGUUCAUGCAGGGCGUCGAGGUGGUGCUGUUCGCCAACGACGCGUGCGGCGCGCCCGUGCCGUGGCUCAUGUGCUGCCCGUGGCUCUUCUUCGACGGCAAGCUGUUCCACAGCUUCCUGCUGAAGGCGACCCAGUGCCGCAACGUGCUGGAGCUGUGCGACAACCAGCUGGAGAUGGUCGGCCAGCUGGACCUGGUGCGCCGGGCCGUGCUGGACGGCCUGCACGUACAGUACGCGCGGCCGCCGCUGGCCGGGCCGGCGCCGGCCGCCGGCGGGCGCCGCCUACUGGCGCGCGGCGCGCGCCUCCAGAUCGGCGGCGUCGUGGUCGGCUCGUGGGCCGGCAACCUGGGCCUGGGCCGCGGCCGGCCGCCCCCGGCCGUGGCGCUGCGCCGCGGCCUGGGGCGCGGCCAGCCGCUGCAGCCCGGCGUCUGGCCCGCCGCCGGCCCGCGCGCCGCCCGAAAAACCACGUCGGCGGUCAACACAGGUGGCAGAACUGUGAUGUUCGUUUCGCUGACAUCAUUCGAUGUUGCCGUGUGA